AUGAAUAGCGAUAUUUUGUUGACUUGUAGAUUUAGUUUGCAUAAUAAUAAAUAAAUAGAAGGAUUUUGUCCUUAUCCUUAAUGCAAUAAUUUUCGUUUAUUUUGUGUUAAUUGCUUACUUGAUUAUCAUUAAGAUCAUACAAAUGAAUGUAAAAAAUUAUAUGAGUAUCCUCAAUGGGCUGAAAUGUUCAAUUAAAUCAAUUUGGAAAAUAUUAAUAAAUUAGAAUCAAUUUUAGAGAUUUUUGUUAUACUUAAAUAAUUUAAAGCUUGGUAUGAAACAUAAUAUAAUCCUUUAAUUGAUAAUUAAGAAAGCUUAAAUGUCUAAAUGUUUGAAUAAAAAAUUACUAAUAUUGUCAAUAUUAAAAAUAUAACAAAUAUUAUUGAUUAAUCUAUUAAACCAUAAAUUGAGAAAUUGAAAACAUACCUAGAAUAUAUAAUGAAUUAAAAAGGGAAAAUUAAUAAUUUAGGUAUAAUAAUAAUAUGAGUUAAAGUUUCUUAUGAUGAAUUUAUUUAAAGCAAUAUAUUGUCAUAGAGUAGUUUAAGUAAUAGAUCUUAAAGGAAUUAUGAAGAAAGUUUUAAUUUAUUAUUAAAUUUAAGCUAAAUCUCUUUAUUGGGCAGGAAAGUACUAAGAGUGUAUUAAUAAAUGUGAGGCAUAUUAAAAAUUUAAUAUUACAGAUGUUCGAUUUUCUUUAUUGAAAGGUUUUAAUUUAUUGAAUUUUAAGGUGAUAGCUAUUUAGAACUUAAAAAUUUUGAAAAAGCAAUUGAAAAUUAUUAGAUAGCUAUAGAAAUGGAUGAUAGUAGUUAUUAUGCAUUUGGAAAAAUUGGUAUAUUUUAUUGUAAUUUAUUAGGUGAUAUAAUGUUAAACACAGGAAAAUUAUAUGAAGCAUUAAAAUAUUAUGAUGAUUGCACUAAAAUAAAUAAUUAAUAGCAAGAAUAUUAUUUUAAAAAAGGUAUUUUUUUUAAUAUUUAAGCUAAAAUCUAUUAAAAAUUGAAUUAGUUUAAACAGGGUUUAGAGUGUGUAGAUCAUCUUUUAUCAUUAAAUUCUUAACAUAUAGAAGCACUCUAAAUGAAAGGUACAAACUUUAUCUUAAUUUAGCAACUCUCUUGUAAUAGAUAGAUUUAAAAAAAAGUGGGAUUGAUUAAUUUUAAUAAUAAUUGUAAUUUAGUGCACCUCAUACUCAAUAAUUCUUAUAGCAUUUAUGUAUUGAAUAAUUCUUAUUAAUUUAGUCAAAUUAGGAAAUCAAAUUCAGAAUCGACCUUUAUAAGGAUAAAUUUUAUCAAAAGAGGAGAUUAAUUUCAAGUAUCAACAAGGUAUUAAUUAAUAAACAAUAAUUAAGCAUAUAAUCAGCUUGAAAAAAAUCCAUAAAUAACCUUAUAAAUAUGUAAAGAAAUUUUUGAGAUGGAGAAGGAAAGGGAAAAGAACAGGGACAUAGACAUCGACAGGGACAAAAUAAACUUCUAAUUCAUAAUUUUAAGUGGUAUAAAUAUAUCUUUAAUAGCCCAUGCAUUAAAAAAUCUUGGAAUUUAUUAGGAAGUUUUGAAUAUUUGUGAACUAGUAAAGAAAAUUGAUCCAAAUAAUUAAGAAAUAGAAAGCUUGGAGUAAAUAAUCUAUACACUGAUUUAAUGA
Molecule: messenger RNA, 1626 nt
Organism: Paramecium pentaurelia
Lineage: Eukaryota; Ciliophora; Oligohymenophorea; Peniculida; Parameciidae
Source: the annotation of a GenBank genome assembly